Schistocerca serialis cubense is the source of this 1307-nucleotide messenger RNA. RefSeq lists its product as uncharacterized. The coding region runs from base 372 to 983 and encodes 203 amino acids. NCBI's taxonomy places the organism in Eukaryota, Metazoa, Arthropoda, Insecta, Orthoptera, Acrididae. The transcript is spliced from 5 exons. The record is from RefSeq and is a predicted model, not a curated record.
ACGUAUUUUAUUAUUACAUAGGUCAAACUGUGUAAAAUUCACUUUCAUAAAACAAUUUUAGUGAUGCAGUACAUUUGAAUUAGGCUUAUAGUUACUUUGAGCCUGUUGUGGCAAUUUAAUGUCAUGCAGUACCAGUAAAUGUAUUUAUGCUUACUGACAACUGUUAUUGCCACCAAUAGCUUUCGACAAGGCUAUUUUCUCUAUGAGAUGAAAUUGCAGUUAGGGCUGUACACAAAUUAAAUUUAUUCUUUGUAUGAAUUGUAGCAACAUACAACGAUGCAAGAGAGCAUCUUCGAAAAGCUGAAGAAACAUCAAACCUCGAAAGUGAAGAAGAAAUUGGGGUGAAGAGAAAAAGGAAGGCAAAAGACAUAAUGUUGCCAGGAGAAGAAUCGAGCGAUGAAGAUUACAUGCCGAAGAAAAAAUGUAAGACCAACCGUGUCACAGUUCAUCUGUAUCCAUCUCUUGAUUCUUUUUCAGCUUCAUUCUCAUCCUCACCAUCUACUGGUAUGGAAGUUUGUGAAAUGUGGUCUUCCAUCCCUCCAAAUUCAUUAACUCCUAGGCCUAGUUCAUUCUCCAAUGCCAAAAUUCCUCCAGCACCACUUGCUUCAGCACCACUUGCUUCAGCACCACUUGCUUCAGCACACUGCCCGAGAAAAGAAAAAUCUGCACCACUGGAUGUUGAGCAGAUCUGGCUCAUUCUUGGCCAGUUACAAGCUGCAGCAGCUAGCCAAUCUGAGGAAAUCUCUCAGCUGAACAGAAAAAUUGACCUGUUAUUGGCUCGAGGAUGUGUCAACAGUACUUAUCAGGAGGCGGAUGAAAGUAAUGAGCAGGUACUAAACAGUCUCCCUUUAUCAUCAAUGGAAGAAUUUGAUGAAUUUGAGGAAAAAUUGAAACAACAGGAAUUCAAAAGUCUUGUGGUGAAGUUACUUGCAGCCCUUGGUGGUAAAGAUGCAAAAUUGUUAAUGUUCAAUUGUAUGAAAUGAUGCCUGACGUCAGAGAUCGGAAUGAAGUUUUCAUAUACAGGAAGGCCUCCAAAAGACAAGAUGAAAGAAAGGAAAAGAGCGUUCUGUUCAACCUUGCUUUGUGCAGCAAUUCAAAGUUCAGUCAGAAAAAUAUUUCCUUUGACAAGCGAAGAACAGUUUAAAACAAACAUAGGACACUGGCUUCAACAGUCAAAAAACAGAAGUCAAACCCCACGGACCAUUAUACCGGCAGAAGCCAGUGAUUUUUGAUCCUGCUCUGGUCUGUGUGCUGAGGCCGGAGGGGCUUCCGAAUAAUUAAAUUUUAAACAGUUUGAAAAUAAAAAU